GGUUGUUUGUGUGGUAAUUGAGGAGUUGGGGGAGGAGGAGGGAGCACAAACAAAAAAAAAUUGUCCCCUUGGAGGAAUCACCUGACUUGCCGAGCCCUGAGCGCCUCCAUGGCGGCGUGAGAAGCAUCAUGGGCGAUGCCUGCUCCUGUGGGGGGAAGCAGCUGAGGAAAAAGUUGGUGAAGGGGAAGAGUGCUGCAGGAAUAUCCGCCAUUUCGACACUGUGAUAGACUUCCAAGAGCAGGGAGGGAGGGAGGGGGCAGACCCAGUUCACUGUGUGUGUGUUUGAGAAGACAGAGAGGCGGGGUGAGGGACUGAGAGAGAAUGUAAAGGAGAAAAGAAGAAGAAGAAAAAAAGAAAAUCCUCCUGCUUUAAUCCACACACUCUCCCCAUCUGUCCUAUGAUUCCAGAAGAAAACAAGAUGUCUGCUGACCAUUAAUUUAAAAUUCCCCUGGAAUUACAAAUCUGACUCCUCACUCCUUGUGGAAAGAAAAGCAUGAAAUUCGCCAUAACGAGAAGACGAUGAUUGAUGAUUAGACGUCAUAGAGACAGUCACAGAUUGAGAGUAAAGAUGCUGCCUGAUCUGCUGAGUUCACCAGCACUUUGUCUGGCUGUGAGUUGCUGAAGAUUUCCAGCAGAAUCUCUUGUAUUUAUGUUGGUCUGAAGAGUUGGGUUAAACAAAACUUGAAAUUUGCCAACAUGAGGGAAUUUGAUGAAGAUGAUGAAGGUAUUAUUAGGACCACAUCGUAAUACUGGGGACCACGGAAACAUGGGGUUUGAAGCUGGUGUUGCAAAAGGUGCCUGUCUGUAACUCCGCACCCUUCAGCUUGCCAGAAGACCUCUAGUGGUACUGUACUUGAGAGUAGGUACAACUACUAACAUGCUGUUGACCGUAUCAGGAUGAUUGGAUGCUUAUGAUGGCAAAAAAACAGGAUGCUCGGAUCCCAAGUUACAACAUCAGUGUGGUGGGAUUGUCUGGGACGGAGAAGGAUAAAGGCCAAUGUGGUGUUGGCAAGUCUUGCUUCUGCAAUCGAUUUGUACGCCCUAAAGCUGAUCAUUUUCAUCUUGACCACACAUCGGUCCUCAGCACCAGUGACUUUGGGGGCCGAGUUGUUAACAAUGACCAUUUUUUGUACUGGGGUGAGGUAGCUAGAGCGGUGGAGGAAGGAGUGGAAUGUCGAAUUCACGUGGUGGAACAGACAGAGUUCAUUGACGAUCAGACGUUUCAGCCUCACCGGAGCACUGCUCUGCAACCUUACAUUAAACGUGCAGCAGCAACCAAAUUGGCAUCUGCUGAAAAGUUGAUGUAUAUUUGCACUGACCAGUUGGGUCUGGAACAAGACUUUGAACAGAAGCAGAUGCCAGAAGGGAAGCUCUUAAUUGAUGGCUUCCUCCUCUGCAUAGAUGUCAGCCGGGGUAUGAACAGAAAUUUUGAGGACCAGCUUAGAUUUAUCACGAACUUGUAUAACCAAAUAAUAAAAACAAAGAAACCUAUCGUGGUGGUGCUGACAAAAUGCGACGAAGGGGUGGAGCGAUACAUCCGUGAAGCUCACUCCUUUGCCAUGACUAAAAAGAACCUCCAGGUGGUGGAGACGUCAGCACGAUCAAAUGUCAAUGUGGAAUUGGCCUUCAGUACUUUGGUGCAGUUGAUAGACAAAAGUCGGUCAAGGCCUAAAAUAAUUCCAUACUAUGAAGCAUUAAAACAACAAAGUCAACUAAUAGCUAAUGCAAAAGACAAAUAUGACUUCAUCAUUAGCCAGUGUGUCGUCCAUUAUAAUGAAAGUUGGACAAAUGCCACUAGGAAAAUGCAUAUGAAAUCUGAAUUCCUGGACUAUGUGCAUCUCGAAGGAACCCCAAAGGCCAAAAAACUGUUCUUGCAGCACAUUUUAAUGCUCAAAGAGAGGCACAUUGAUCACUUAAAGAACAAGUACCUCAAUAAACUUGUGCUAGCGCUUGAUGCCCUUUUCCCCGAUCUGAAUGAGAUUGAGAACUUGAACUGGACCAUGGCACAGCAGAGGUUAAAGACCAAGCAGGACUUUGCAGCCUGGUUUGUUGUGCUGAGUGAAACACCCUGGGAUAAAACUGAUCAUAUUGAUAAAAUGGAUGACACCCGGAUUCCAUUUGACUUGUUGGCCGGGAAAUGUGCUGAAGAUCAAUUCAGAAAGCAUUUAGAAAAGCUGAAGAAUGAAAGAACAAGAGAUGAAAUGAGGAGGGCCUUUAAGGAAAAUCUGUCAUCGUCGCCCUUCAUAACCCCUGGAAAACCAUGGGAAGAGGCUAGAAGUUUUGUUAUGAAUGAGGAAUUCUAUCAGUGGCUCCAAGAGCAGGAAUACCAAGAUAUUUACAGUAGACAUCAACGCGAGAUUAUAGAUAAAGCCAAGGAUCAAUUUCAAGAACUGCUUUUAGAAUAUUCAGAGUUAUUUUAUGAAUUGGAGUUGGAUGCCAAACCUAGCAAGGAGAAAAUGGGUCUCAUCCAGGAUGUUUUAGGAGAUGAGCAACGAUUUAAGGCACUUCAGAAACUGCAAGCUGAACGAGAUGCUCUUGUGUUAAAACAUAUUCAUUUUGUAUAUCAUCCAACCAAGGAGACAUGUCCAAACAGUCAGAACUGUAUUGAUAGCAAAGUUGAGCAGUUGUUGGCUGCAAAAUUUUAUCGAUCUUCAGAUCGAAGCCAUCUGAACUCUCAUUCGGACUCUAAUGCCGACAAGCUCAACCUUGUACUGCUUGGCAAGGAUGGACUUGCACAUGAACUGGCUAAUGAAAUUCGAGUGCUGUGUACGGAUGAUAAGUACGUUCUUGAGGGGAAAAUGUAUGAGCUGUCAUUGCGACCAAUAGAAGGUAAUGUGAAACAUCGGGUUAAUUCCUUUCAGACACCAACCUUUCAGCCUCACGGUUGCCUUUGCCUGUACAACUCCAAAGAAUCUCUGUAUUACAUAAAAGAGAGCUUAGAGAAACUGAAAGGAUCAACUUUGGAUCGAAAGGACAAUCAUUUAGCGCAGCUGCCUCUAACACUAGUUCUGGCUUACAAAAGGGAGAGUGGUGGAGAAACACUACAGACGUUGAGGAACCAUGGCCAACAACUUGCCAACAAACUGCAAUGCCUUUUUGUUGAUGUAACUUCUCACAGUGUGGGUUCUGGACGAAAUUUCAGUGAACUACAAAUCAAUCAGGCCCUAAAAGGCUUGUUAGACACUAUGAAACGUAAUUUGAAUCUCGUAAGCUCUUCCCCAAGCAUUAAAGACUUAACUGAUGCAGAUCUCCGAAUAGUCAUGUGUUUGAUGUGUGGUGACCUUUUUGGUGUGGAUGAAGUUCUCUUGUCCAUUAUUCAACCUCAUUUUUGUAGUUCAUCGCAACCUGGGAACAGUAAUUCAGUCAUGCUUGAGUUACCAAUUGGAACAGCACGUAAGCGUGUCGAGCUAUCUAUUCUCUCCUAUCAUUCCUCUUUCAACAUAAGAAAAAACCAAUUAGUCCAUGGGUACAUUAUUUUUUACUUAGCAAGACGCAAAGCUUCCUUGGCCAUGCUCAGAGCUUUUUUGUCAGACGUGCAGGAUAUUAUUCCUAUUCAGUUAGUAGCAGUCACUGACGGGGCUGAAGGAUUGGAGGGCGAUGUGUCGCGGGACCAGGUUGAAGAAGGCCAAGAAAUUGCUCAAGAGAUCUGUGGAAAAUUCGCCAAAAUAACUGGUGGGUAUUCCUUUCAGCACAAUGUGGAGAUCUUUGCCCCAUUCUUCAGAGAUGCAGCUGAAAAGAAAACCAUUGUUGAAGCUUCACACAUGUAUGAUAACGCGGCCGAGGCAUGCAGUAAUACGGAAGAAGUGUUUGGCUUUUCUCCAAGGCCCAGCUCACCCCUCAACAAUUCAAAUUGCUUUGAUUAUGAUGAGGAUAUUGAAGGUCCACCACCUUAUGCUGCACGGGAUGAGACUUCCGGGACUCUGGUGAUCAAAGAGCAGUCCAAGCUCUCUAUGGACCUUGAGGGGAAUGAAAACUACUUGCUGAGCAGCACUCUUAGUUCUUUUGAGAGGCUAAGUAACAAAGUACCUCCUCCAGUAAAACCAAAGCCGAUGGUACAUUUUGACAAACUGGUGAAGAAAAUGGAUCCCACUGAGGGGAAAGAACCAGGAAGCAAAGAAAUGCAGAGAAAGUCUUCAACUGUAAGCUGGGCGCCUUCUGACGAUGGGUCCUUCACCUCGGAUUAUGCAGAGCCAAUAGACACGUUGGUAAGACCGAGAGGGGAUGAAGAGAAUAUAUACUCGGUACCGCAUGACAGUACCCAGGGCAAAAUUAUAACCAUCAGGAAUUCUAUUUCUGCCAAGUCGCAGUCGAAUGGAAGCGGCAAUGGAUCAGAUAGUGAGAUGGAUAUUAGCUCCCUGGACCGUCAGAGGAAACUUUCAUCUGUCAGCAAACCAUCGUUGUACAGAGAUCGGUCCAAGAAAUUAGGCAAGUUUGCAAGUUAUCGCACAAGCUUCAGUGUUGGGAGUGAUGAUGAACUGGGGUCCUUGUCACAGAAGAAAGCGGAAGCUGAUUCAUCAUUGACCAAGGGAGAAAAUUCAGCCAGUACUUACGAAACAGAUGGAGAUGAGUCAAAGCGAGGGAAGCUCCUUCGUAGCUUGAGAAGGCCAGCGUCAAAGAAGCCGAAGACCAAACCAAGACCUUCCAUUUCUAAGAGCACUUGGGAAAGCAAUUACUUUGGAGUGCCUCUGACAUCUGUGGUGACAGUGGAGAAACCUAUUCCUGUCUUCAUUGAAAAAUGCAUAGAUUUUAUUGAUUCUACAGGUCUGGGUACCGAGGGACUUUACCGCGUGAGUGGGAACAAAUCAGAGAUGGAAAGUCUCCAGCGACAGUUUGAUCAAGAUCACAACAUUGUUCUGCAGGAAAAGGAUUUUGCAGUGAAUACUAUAGCUGGAGCAAUGAAGAGCUUCUUCUCAGAGCUGCCAGAGCCACUGGUUCCAUAUAAUGCCCAGGUUGAACUGGUGGACGUCAGCAAAACAUCUGAUAAAGAGCUUCGGCUGAAUGCACUUAAGGAUGUGUUAAAGAAGUUUCCAAAAGAGAAUUAUGAGGUCUUCAAAUAUGUCAUCACCCACUUGAACAAAGUCAGUCAGAACUCGAAGUUGAAUCUGAUGAACAGUGAGAACCUGUCCAUUUGUUUCUGGCCCACACUUAUGAGGCCUGACUUCCAGACCAUGGACGCGUUGACGGCCACCAGGACAUACCAGACUAUCAUCGAGCUCUUCAUUCAGCAGUGCCCUUUCUUCUUUUACGACAAGCCGAUCGAGGAACUGAUAAAUACCAUCCCCAGCUCCCCCACGUCGAACACUGCCUUUCAGUGCCCUUCGCCGGUAGCAAUGAUCCCCUCUCCACCACAGUCUCCGCCGCCAACACCUUAGAGGCCACUCGAGGAACAUCAGCUGCGAACGGAACAGCCAAGUAAACUGUGAAUUUGGUUUUAAGAUACCAGAUACAGUAGCUGGGUUCUUUUCAAGACUGCCUUGGGUUAUAGAACCCCCUUCCUGUUGUGCAGACCAGCAUAAAGAAACGUACAAGUGAUGUGCCACUAAGGAGAUUCGAUUAAGUACCCGAGCACUGGAGUUUGUUUUAAAAAAAAAACCUUUUAGACUGCAAAAGAAGCAGCCCGUGUCUUCACUGUGGGCUCUGUAAGACAUUCAAAUAGCACAGGUUUCGCAGCAGAAUGGUUUCUCAAAAUGCACAACAUUUAAAUGGUUAAUUAUACAGACAAACUCUACCAAUUAAUUUAUACCUUGCUCCCUUCUAAGCCAUUGUAGAAACUUGCUUUUUUUUUUGGUUAUUUUUCAAUAGCGCCAAUUCAUGCUUAGAGAAUUGUUUUCGCUGUCAUGUGCUGCUAUUUUAACCUUUCUUAGUGAAGAAGCAAAUGUCAGGCGGACUAUGUGGACUCACAACAGAUGCGCACGAUGCCCAAUGGUCAGAGCGUCGCGUCGCACCAACGUUCGCAAAUGGCAGGGUGUGAGUACGAAGAGUUACCCCGGGUGGAAUGAGCAGGCCCAGCAUGUAAAUGGUCACCUGUACGGGUGAUACAUUGGGGAGCCAUUCUAACCUUGGGGGAUUUGAUUUUUUUUGUUUCUAAGGAAUACACACCUAAUGAAUUUGUACUGAUCAAAACUGUGUGUCCUAAGGUUCUGUAGAGCUUGUAGUAAAGAGGUUUGUCUGCAUAACAAUGACGUGAAAGCAGCUGCAUGAAAGUGCUUUGUGCAAGGCAAAAUUUAAUGCUGGUUUUCCCCAAUAUGGAUGUUGCUGCUUCUUUGUUGGACUUAGUCUCAUUCUCACUAGCUUCAUCUGUUCUGGUUAGCUCAUUCCCAAUUCAUUUCUCCUCGCAACCCAAACAAGCCACUCCAGUUUUGUUUGCCAUGGGUCAUUCUUCGGAUUAGUGGUGGGGGUGGGUGUUGGGGGGGGGGUUACCACUACUUCUCUUUCCUUCCCAUAGCCAGUAGUGAGCUCCGAGUGGCCUGCUGGUCCUGAUAUGUACACGGUGCCAAAUUGGAGUCUCUCUCACACACGAGGAAAUCUCACAGCUAACCAAACCUGUAAGUCAGAUCUGUUUUCACCCUUUAGAGAACUGAAACCUUGGGUUCGAAGAGUUGCAGAGGUCAUCAUCUCCCCUCUCUCCCCGCACCUCCACCGGCCAUAAAUAAUUGUCGUCUCAGCCAAUGCCACACAUCUGUUCAGGCAGUAGUUAAGGUGGUUUACGAUGUGGCUUCCGCUCAGUUUGAAUUCUUCAAGUAUUUAAAAUGCUUGUGUGGCAUGUCAGCACGUGCACGGUCUGUUAAGGUUUCAUAGCCAUCUUAGGGUGGGGCAUUUAUAUUAUCUGCAGAGUGUCUAAACUCUUUGAGGAGAGAAUGGGCUCACAGUGACUCAAUGGGGAAAAUAUUUUGACCCUGCUGCCCCAUCUUCCAUACUUGAAUAUCCUUGCUGGGAUCGUGCUUCAAGAAUGACUUAAUUUGAUGUGAUACUAGGGUGGGGGGAGGGAGGGUUAGGGGAGGGGGAUCACUACCCAUUGAAUCAUACCUCAGCACCACUCAGUGCCUAAGAGAGUGGGGGAAAGGUGUUGGCAACGAGAAAGAGAUUCAUUCAACACUAAUAAAUAUUUCACGUUUCAUACCUGAAACAUUCUUGGACUUGAAUCGGUUAAAAGCCUAGUUUGAAGACAGCAUAAGGGAUCCUCUUUUUUUUGAAAAGAAAAAACACUAAAAUUUUAAUUCCACUGAAUAUGAGAAUCUUCACUACACAUGACACUACACAUGACACUACAUAUACAGAAGAAUUCACCGUUCAGUGAGCUUAUUGGCAGUAGCUAUGAAGUAUGCUGUUGAUCAUGAGCAGCAUAACUUUCUGGUGAUUUGUUCUUGGAGCUGUCAGCACCUGCCUCGAGCUUGCAGCAAAUUUGCUCUUUAGGGUCAGGGGGCAAAUCCAUCAUUACCUGGCUGACUGUUUUCCCUCAUAGGGCUGUGCCAGCGUAUCUAUUUCACAACACUUGGUCAUUCUAAGUAUCAAACUCUGCCAGUUUGGGUACGGUACGUAUAAUUGCGGUCACUCUGAUAACAGCGCUGAAAUGUAAUGUGUUUGUGUGCGUCUCCUUUUGUACAAAAUCAAUGUUGUGUGUAUUGACUGGGCACAAUGUGAAAUGGAUUACCCAGUGAUCAAAUGCUUCUGUAUGAGAUGAUCUAUCAUUCAAUUCUGAUUUUUUUUUUUGGUGAAUGUAUAUCUGAAAUGAGAUCUAUGUCAAAAAACCUUUUGCAAUGUGUUGCCACAGUCCUUGUUUCCCAGUUAUGAUUGUUGGGGGAGGUUGAGAUGUAUCAUUGCUCGCUGAUUGAAUAAUGAUUCCAAAUUUUCCAAGCUAAUGCUUCUAGAGAGAGAAAAAAAAUUAAAUUGUCCUCCAAUACACUUUAAAUUUGGGGAGUAGUAAAUAUUUUGGACAGCAUUGUUUGAAUUCUACCUACUGACAUUGUGAACUGGACUGACAAGUGUAUCAGGCUUGCAUUAAGAAUGGAUCAGUGCCUCUUUAUUUUUUGUGCAGCAGAAAUACCAGUUGACAUUAUUUUAACUUAGCAAUGAAGUCUUACCAAAUGUUCAUCAAAGCCAGUUGUACUGGUAAGAGGAUCAUCCUGCCCAACUCGUCCGUUACUGAAUGUGAUCACUCUACCUGCUUCAGUUUAAUGCAAACCCUAGUCUGGCAUUCAUUAAAACAAAAUCUAUCAGUGCAGGCAUGUCAAAAAACCAAAUGGUUCACAACACUGGAUGUCAUCAGCGAGAACAAAAUCAGCUGACCUACCAAGUGGAUAGAAAAGUGAAUUCUGAAAUGAAUUGCUGUAUCUGCUCGUCAUGGUUGGAUGUUAAGUAAUUGGCUGUACGCACUGUGGCAUUUUCCUUCCCCUUCCCUCUCCCUCCCCGCCGUGCCAGGUGCCUGCUUAAGAAAACUUGCCUGACUAUAAGAGGGCUUCCUAAUCUUCAGUCCCUAUUCCUGAGUUUGGAUCGGAGAAAGGUGUGGGCAUCUGUUCACUUUUCAUCAACUAGAAGUAAAUACAUAGUUGUAAUGUGAAAACUUCAGUGAAAAACUUUUGAAAUAUAUUUAGGUAAAUUGCUGCAGAUUGACAAAACUGCCAGGGGGUGCAUUGUUAGUUGUAUUUUGGCAUUAUCUUCUCCCCCUCACCUUGCCACCCCAAUAAAUCUUGUAAAACAGUAUGCGAACAAAUUUAGUUUAUGGUUUCCACAUAUCUAUUGCGGUACUCCACGAAAAAACAAUUAAAUCAGGCACAACAGAACUAAAGAUUAAUUGUAUCUGGUUUUAUGGGCCAGCUGCUUUAAUUUGGAAGCAAUUUUAGACACAGUCGUAAGGGUUGGUGCAAUUUAUUCAACCAUCAAUCUUGUUUUGAUAUUUUACAAAUCCAUCUUCAGAUGGGAAAUGGUUGCCUGUUUUUUAAAAAUUAUUCUGAACAUGUCUUCACUUUGCUGUUUCCAAAAUGAUUCAUUGUGAGGGAGAGAAAAGUUUGUUGGAGACUGGUUUUCUUUGAGUUUCAUCAUAAUCCCUUCCAGAGGAGAGCUGCUGACUAUCAAUAUGUUUCACCCAGUUACCAUGACUGUGUAAGAGCUCAGUGUGUUGCUUGACCAUUUAAACCAGUUAAAAUUAAUUUGUGUUGUAUAGGUAUGAAGGAAUCGCCAGUCAUUCCAACACUGUAUUAAAAGAUCUGAUUAGCAUAUCUAUUCUCUCUCCCAAGUUAGUCACCUUGAUGAAAUUUGCCCCUUCCAUGGGUUAGCAAAGAUUCAUGUGAUCUGAAUUCAUGGAAUAGCAGAAAAAACCUGAUUUCACCAUACAAUGCAUAUCCAGAUUUUUAAUCUGAAAACAUAUUUGGCUAAACUGAAAGUAGGCAGAGGUUUACAGAGAUUUGAAGAAUGAGAGAUGCAGUGUCUGUGCAAUCCAUAUCAAUAUUGCACCCUAUUACACAUGGGGUCUAGUUUGCACAAUCUACAGUGUUUUGAGGAGGUAGAAGUUGAAAUUGGAUUGCUACACCUGUAAAAUUCUUAAAGCUAUCACCUUGUGCAAGUACUGAUUAUCAUUAUCAAAGUGAUUAUUUUUCUGAGGUAAUUGUAGACAAUAAAUCAUAUUCUAGCUUUUCUAAACGUUUUGUAGUUUGGGGGGAUUUUUGCACAAUUUCCUCUUGGGACAAUUUGCACUUUAAGCUUAGUUUGUUGUGGUAUCAACCCCUUUCAAAGCUGAUCUUAAAUAAUGUCGAAAUGGGAUCAAUUGCUGAACCUGUUCAGAAUUCCCUCUCGAUGACAAAAUUGACCUUUUAGUGCCCAGGUGCUUAUAUAUUCUUUGCUUUUUGGUUCAUCCAAGGCAUUUUAACCAUUUUCAGUGACUUGAUAGCAAGGAAGAAAUGUGUGUAGAUGAAUUUCGGAGUCUUAUGGGGUAGCUCCAAGGCAAAGCAUUACCUGUCUUUAAUUAAAAAAUCAGGAAAGAAAUUUUGUUGAUUGGCAAAUACCAUUUUGGGGCUUGGAGGAAAGGCAAACUUAACCUGAUUAUUUGUGCUGAAAGGUACAAGUUUGCCUUUUCUGGUGUUCUCUGCAAAUGUGAAGGUUAUCUUCACAAGUUGCACUAGCAUGUCCAGUUGUUAGAAUACGAAGCAUUGCCAGUGAACCUUUAAAGACAGGCAGACAUCUUCCCCUCCAGGUUAAGCUCUUUCCCUGAGUCUGUGAUUAUCAGGCGUGAGGUAUCAGUGAUCAAACUAUCCCGCAUCUUCUGCAGAUAAAUUCUACAGGCUGUUCCAAUGUUGGUCACAUUUUUGCCUUUUGCUUGACAAGUUCUGUUACACUGUCUCCAUACUUUCUAAUGUGUGCUUGGCAAGGCAGUGAAUAGGUAAAUGCUCAGUAUGUAAUAGAUUUUGUCAUGCCAGUUUAAAGAAAUGGGAGUAUGACUUUAAGAAGCUUGUAGUCAGUGAGGUUUCAGCACAAUAUCUGCUGAGCAUGAGCCUGCUGUUAGGCUGACUUUAAUUCAUCACUGCAUAGAUACCCUCAUGGGCCAGGUCAGAAAGACUGCUGGAGGAUGGCAUAGAAAGUAUCGGAUGCGUAGUGGGAGGUUGCAAAUUUUUUUGGGGAGGAGGGGUGUAGAGCAGUGUCUAAGUACCUUGAGGCUGAUUUGGGAAUGCAGAACAGUACCUGAAAUAGGGAAAUUGUACUGCCUCAUGCAAGUUGUGGUGUUGUAUAAGUUUCUACAUGCAUUAUGAUUAUUUGCUUUUUUUAAAAAAAAACUUGCCCUGGGUACAUGUCACUUGUCCAGGUUAACACAGCUGUUCAGACUCUCAGUCAUGAGUGAGGCACAUUGGAGAAUCAACACUAGAUUUCCUCGAUCCUUCUGCCAACUGAUUAUCGUUGCAAUAGGUUGGUGUGGUUCAGCUUUGUUAUAUAGUCCAUCUCCCUGCAAGCCGGCAAGAGCUAGCACGAGAGUUUUUUUUCUUUUGUUGGCGGGGGGGUGGCUGGAGGAUUUAUUAAAGCUAGUUUGUUCUGAAAAAGCACACUGCUGCUGUUUACACGUGAGAGAUUUUGUCCAAAAACCCACUCUGCUCGGUGUUCAGUUGCUCUAUUUCAGAAAGUAAACAUGCGGAGUAUAGUUACAGCAGUGGUGUUUGGAAUAAGUGAAUAGUGAUUCUUUCUCCCCUCUUGCAGGUAAGGAAAGUAAUAUGCCAGUUAAAAAUCAGUGAUAUGUAAUCCUGGGUGGUAUAUAGUGACAACUUGGCUGGCGGGGUGACGCUCUUAGGAGCUGGACCCUGGCACCCUGGCAUAGGUCAGGACGAGGAAAAUUAUCUAACUAUUACGGACUGAUCAGAGAAUUUAAUUGGAAACUAAUACUGCACACAUUGUGCUGUGCUUCAGAAAAAGCAAGAAGUUUAAUAGCUGUCCUGAGAAAGGUCUAUCACACCCAACUGGUACAACAUCUUAGCAACAUGCAUCGAAUAACUAAAAUGAAUGUAAUUGAUUGGGGGGGGGGGGGAGGUGACAGCAGCUUCCAGAUCUUUAGUUAUGUCCUAAAAAUACACUUGUGUAUGUGCUGUGGAGCUAUAAUAUGGCAGAUGAUGUCACCAGGGACAUAAUGAGGUGUUUCACCCAGAGAAAAUAGAACAGCUGGGACGUUUAUGGAUUGCAAGCCAUCUUUAUAAUUAUAUUUCAGCUUGGCUGAAGGUAGAAAGCAUUUUGGUUGCAAAUAUACCUUCUCCCGCUUCAAACCAUAUCUGAUGCUCCUGUCGAAUGUGCUGUGACUUUUUUUCUUUGCGUCCAUAUUAACAUUGAGCUAACUCACUCCCUGAUUCAUUUUGUCAUCCAUUCGUCCCUCGUCCUCCCUGGCCUGUCCUCCCACCUCUCUUCCGUGGCGGUUCAAAUGUGAUCGAUAACUCGCCACCCAUCUGCAGUCUGUUAGAGUAUGCCAUUUAAAUUAUUUUUCUCUUAAUGUUGCACUGGUGACUCUGGGGAGCUAAAAACUGCAUGCAUUUCAGGAUAAUGAUGAGAAUUUGUUUAGUGGCACAUUGGUUUAUUCUGAUAUCUAAUGUAAAAAUUUUUCUCCAAUUGAUUGUGAUUUGUACAGCCGAAUCUCCCCGCUCUGUAAUUUGAUUGGAAUGAUCAGUAAUUGACUGUGUAAUCAGGUUCUGUAUUAAUUGCAGGACAUGGGUGGAGAACCUAGUUGGCUGGCAGUACCUGACUCCCAGGCCAAAAGUUGUUUUUGCAAUAUUUGUUUGGUAAAUCCAGCUGUGGGGAGACUACAAGCAAGUGGGGGGGGGGGUGAUGAUGAGUAUGCUGAAGUAUGCUGGAUCCCUCCCUCCCUCUAUUUUGAAGCAAGCACGAGCUCUAUUUUACACUACCUGUUGCACUUCCAGCAGAGUGCACUGUCUGAAGAGCAGUGAUUUGUGGAAUGCCCCAGUUUUCUUUCAUGCUGGUUUCCGUCCUCCUCUGCGGCCUUACUGCAGUACAGGGUUUGAUGGUGGGAGUGUGACAGUUGGAAAGAAGCUGCCAAGGCAUACUGUUACUCAGAACCUGGAUUGGGUGUGCUUUAGAUCACAAGGAUGCACAGUGUCUCCCACAGCCGGCUUGGCUUGGAAAUGCAAAUCCCUUAAGUUCCCUCGCUCCCAGAGCAGUGCGCAGUCUCACAAGGUCUCUCCUGACCUGCCAGCUCCUGCUUUUCUGCGUGGAACAUCUAGAUGUGAAUAGGCAGGACUGGGAAAGUGAUAAGAUACUUGCCUCCAAACCCCAUCGAAAUUGGUUAAUUUUAGUUAUAGUCAAAGAAUCAACUUGUACUUACCCAUUUUUUCCUUACUCAAACACUUGUGUAUUUUUCUUCUAGUUUCUAAACCACCUGCUGAGAAAUUCAGUUUUAAUAACUUAUAAUAGGCGUGGGCUUUGCUUUCGAGCUCAGAAAUGCAGUAUAUCUGCUAUUGUAGCCAAACAAGCUGCUUUCAUGACAAUAAAAAUUCUGCCAUCAUUUCCUCGCCAUACAAGUUAUCCCGGUUUCGUUUGUAAUGCUGCUGUGUAAUUUUUUUUUAACCUGCCUAAAUGUGUAACCUAUAAUCUGAAGUAAGAAGCUUGUAAUUGCUUUAAUUUCAAAAAAAAACAGAAUGUGUACAAUCAGUGCUGUGUAAGGCCUUCUCCCCAGAUUCACUUAAACUUCAGUGAGCUAUUGUUCGACACCUAGUACUGGAAAAUACAGGAGGUGGGAUCAGUGCUGUGUCCUAACUUUUUAUUCGGUACUCUACACCUGUAAAAUGUUUUCAAUAUGUUAAUUAACGCUUAUUUGAAUUAAAAAAUGAGUAUUGAAUAUAUAAUGUAAUAUUGGUCUGAGAGUUUGGGUAGCCAUUACUUUUUACAAAAUGGUAACUGUAUGUAAAGAAUGGUUGGUUGUAUUCUUAAGAGUCUAAAGGUUCAGAUCCUUUAGUCACUGGUGUUUAGAACUUUUUUUGUUGCAUUUAAUAAAGUAGUUCCCGUCGAUUCCGGAUCAAUUAUACUACAGAUUGCCAGUGUUUUAUUGACAGUAAAAUGGUGGUUCUGUCCGUUGAAUCCUGUGCCAGAGAAAUUUUAGUUCAUUUGUGGAAAUUGCAAUGUGCAGCUUUUUCCAAUACCCCUUGGUAUUCUCUCCACCUUUGGUUGCCUUGGAAGGUGUUUUUUGAUGGCUUCAACCCCACCACCACGAUACACAGCUUCAGGAAGGAAGCAGGCCAGAAUGGCGGAUGCAUGCCAACUUUGUGACUUUGUGCUUGGAGUUUCGCUGACUUUCGGGAGACCCGCACUUCCUGUUCGGAAAGCACUGACCACCGGCUGCCAGGCAAGAUCAGGGAUAUGAGAAUGCCUUUGUGAAAGGCUGACCUCAAAGCUCUCUCACUCCCUGGAAACCUGAUCAUUACAGGCAUGCACCCAUACACUUCUGCAUGCCAGUCACACUGUGAAAGGGGACUGGAAUUGGCCUGGUGGAUGUAACCAGUGCCUUGGGAUUUGGCUUGUACACCAUUUUGUAGGACUUGCAGGUGGACAAAUAAAGGUGGGUGGGUGGGGGCUUGCAACCAAAGUGUCUCUCUCCAUCCCUGGAGCAGUGGAAGUCACCUCCAUACAAAAUCAGUUUUAAAACUGUUUGCACGGUUGAUUUGGUCAAAUAUCUUUUUUUCCUUUCCGAUGAAGAUCUUGGCCAUAAUGAGCUAAAGUCAUUCCAGGGAAAAUGACACGAAUAUCUUUGAAACUAAUCCUUUUAAAAAGAGAAAAAAAAAGUCUGAAUGGUGGUCAGGACCAAUACAACUAGAGUGCAUGUGGUUAAGCUAAGAGGGUGAGGUAGUGACCUCCUGCGGAAAAUCAUGUAUUUGCUGAAGUAUUGUAAUUUGUUUUAAUGGGAAUGGUGUAAAAACUUUACAGCCUUAUGUGCUAUGUAUCAUAGUUAAUAAAUCAUUCUUUUAAAG
Molecule: messenger RNA, 14441 nt
Organism: Mobula hypostoma (lesser devil ray)
Lineage: Eukaryota; Metazoa; Chordata; Chondrichthyes; Myliobatiformes; Myliobatidae
Gene: arhgap35a
Product: Rho GTPase activating protein 35a
Exons: 9
Coding region: 906-5372 (1488 amino acids)
Biological process (GO): Rho protein signal transduction; regulation of axonogenesis; regulation of cell size
Cellular component (GO): cytosol
Molecular function (GO): GTPase activator activity; GTPase activity; GTP binding
Source: RefSeq, a predicted model, not a curated record